This is a messenger RNA of Amoebophrya sp. A120, 2946 nucleotides long. NCBI's taxonomy places the organism in Eukaryota, Dinophyceae, Syndiniales, Amoebophryaceae. The record is from the annotation of a GenBank genome assembly.
GUAUUAUUUGAGGUUUUUAACACGCACGACGACGACACACAGCUACGAUUUUCUUUGUUUUGCAAUCGAGGAUAUUUUUCGAAACCGCUCUCACUAACCAGCGUGAUCAGGUGGAAUAGUAUAGUGCUUCUGAGUUCUUCUUCUUCUUCUUGAGUCAAGCAGAGACGAGUUUUAAAUAAAUCAAAAAGAAAAUCUAAAUCAUGCCUCAGAAGUCCCUCAUCAUGAAGAAAAUGUCAAUCGAUGCGUUUUCUUGCGUGAAGACGUGGUCCUCGUUUUCUUGCGUGAAGACGAGCGUUCGCGCAGUCCACCUUGCCAGUACUAGGGGGCCGCAGCAGCAGAUAGUGUUUUCAUCAUGCACAUUUUAGCAUCACAAAUUUUUCAGACCCAGACAUUUUUGCACUUGAUAUGAGAACACCUGGGACGAGCAUGAGGAGCAGGACCAUUACGCUAAUUGCGAGUGCGACGCGUGUAUCAAAUGCAAAAAUGUCUGGGUCGUCUGGAAGAAUGCGAGUUUGCCAUGCUUGUUUGGCAUGACUCGAGAAUCUGUGUUGCAUAGGCACGAAAAGGCCCUCACCCUCUUACGUGUCAUGCAAAAACGCAGUUUGCCAUGCGGAGUACGUAAGAAAGGGCAGCCACAAAAUUUGUCAUGCAUAGCUGCGUAUUGCAGUGCGUCUACCAUUCAUUUUAAGCAUUACAAGUUUGCAGACCCAGACCUAUUUUUUGCACUCGAUAGCGUGCUGCGCGAGGAAGAAAAGGGGCAUGUCCGCGUUUACCUUCCGCGAUAAGUGGCGCUGCGACUAUCCGGAGUAAAAUAAACGUCCCCACCCCAGAGUUGUCUUGCAGAAUUGCAAUGACAAGGAAAUUUGUGGUGCGCAUACCCAUGGUAGACAUCUCCGAUCGUGUUUUGGAAUUUGUGAUGCUGUGAACAGGAAAGGCAGAUGAAUCUGUGAAGAUUCGGCUGCACUUGCUAACCUGCACUACUACACUGCGGAGUGCAACUUGUCAUGCGUGACUCCCAAAACUCCUAGGCUUGUGCUGCAAAAUAAUCCCCAUCCUGACUCUGGUGUGGGGACGUUUUUACUCAGGAUAGCGACGAGAUGGGGUUCUACUCGCUCGACGCCUAUGCUGGCUGGAUUUCCCCUGGUAUCGAACGCACGUCCACAUUUCCUCCUACCACCGGCGCAACCCCGAGGUCGACAUCAGCACAGUCACCGGAAACGCCGGCGCCCGGAGAUCCGAAAAUAGCCGAGCAGGCACCGGAGACGUCCCCGCCCGGAGGAGGCCCGACAACAACCAAAGCUGCACCGGAGACGCCCCCGCCCGGAAGAGGCCCGACAACAACCAGGGCACCGGUGAGUGAAAAUUAUACCGGUGACAAUGUCGACGCAACUACCGGGAACCAGCGGCAAGCACGCAUAUGACAAAGAAUAAAAGAAAUACUCUAGCACCACCAGCCUUGAUGCAGAGCCUAUGCCUAAGUAAAAAGCAGGUGCAGGCUUGUGGCCCCAGAACCUAAGCCAAGCCACAGGUUUUGGCAUCGUGCUAGAGAACAUCAUCUGGUCAACAUUUUUAGACGUCCGAGAGGAAGCAAAGAACAUCAAGCUGUUGCAUUUCGAUGUUUGCGCUCUUGCCUUGUUACAACUGCCAUAGAAAAUAAAUCUGCUGGCGUGUGCUGUAAAAGUCUAUUGAAGAUGUUGAGUAAAAAAUUAAAAGAAAAAUAUACUACGUUUACAAAGAUGCGAAGAUAAUAAAUUUUUACCUUCAAGAACUACAAGUGGUGCUAGAGUCAUUUGCUUGCAUAAGCAGGAAGAGAUGAAUGGGACGACCGCCCGGCCCUGCGCAAUGAACAUCAUGAUGGCCGCAGCACUCCAAAUAUCCACAGUAAAUUUCCCGUACACGUACAAAUGCGGUCUCUGCAUGACAAAACUUGGCUUCGAUUCUAGCUUAACAUGACAAGUUUUACGCUCCUAAUUGGCGAAAUUUGUGACGCGCCUUGUACAUGUACGGGAAAUUUGUAUUGCAUACCAAACCAGGAAGGCGUUGCUGGCGUUGUCAGCACCCCGGGCGAAAUACCUCUUGACACCCCCCAGCACUCGGAGCUGCCCGAUGAAGCCAAGUGCUGCGCAGGGGCAGAUCAUGAACGCGUGUUGGUGUUGUCCGGAACAAGAAGGCCGUGACAGCGUUUUAAUACCUAUCCUGUGCAAAAGUAUCGUACUCGUAUUGCAAUCAUGCAUUACAGGGCAAAUCCCCAUUACAAAUUUUAUUUCUGACGCUGAGGAAAUUUGUAAUGCAUUUAUACGAGUGCGAUACUUUUGGUUUUGCAGCUCAUAAUGCCAUGCACUUAGCUAUCAUGAUGAUGAUCACGAACAAUGCCACUUCUGUACUACCUGUACUAGAUUUAAACAAAAUCUAUAGCGUCUAGACCCUUCUCCUUCUCGUCUGCACCAGUGUAAUUUUUCGUAUCAUUUUCCUUUUCAUUUCACCCCAGCCCCACGGAACAGCUCCGUCCGACAACAUUCCAGAACUUCCGUAUAUUAGAUGUGCAUCGUUUAUACAAAUUUUUUUCUUUAGAAGAUUCUUUUUUUCGUCAUUCACAUUCAAAUUUUUACAUUCGACCCUUAUCUUCCUAUGUGUCGCACCAUGAUUAAAUGUUGCCACUGAAGACUUUCUUACUCGUUAUUGUCUUUCUGCAAACAACCAUGAAGGAAGUAGUGCGUACAUGUAGACCUCCAACUUCUAGUAGCCUGAUUUCAAUACCAGCUCCCCCGUCCUCGUGCUUUCCCCCUGCUUCCCCCAUCAAGACAGAGACCUGAAAUAAACGUGCGAACCCCGACAAGAAAUAGCAGUUGUGACUUAGGGCCUGAGAAGAUCACAGUUCCUAGUAAGCCUGCUACUUGACCGCAACAAGAUGCGACGUUCUGAAUGUACCAGUAUAAUAUGAUCCGA